Molecule: messenger RNA, 1453 nt
Organism: Marmota flaviventris (yellow-bellied marmot)
Lineage: Eukaryota; Metazoa; Chordata; Mammalia; Rodentia; Sciuridae
Gene: Cep41
Product: centrosomal protein 41
Biological process (GO): cilium assembly
Cellular component (GO): ciliary basal body
Source: RefSeq, a predicted model, not a curated record
GCAACCCGUGAGGCUAGAACCCCGAGCGAGGUCGGUUGGAGCAAAUAUGUCUUUCCGGAGGCACAUUGGGAAUCCUGAGUAUUUGACUAAAAGGAUACCACAGAACCCAAAAUAUCAGCAUGUCAAGUCAAGACUGGACACUGGUAACAGUAUGACGAAAUACAUUGAGAAGCUAGAAGAGAUCAAAAAAAAUUAUAGAUACAAAAAAGAUGAGCUUUUCAAGAGACUAAAAGUUACCACUUUUGCCCAGCUGGUCAUCCAAGUUGCUUCUCUAUCUGAUCAAACACUGGAAGUGACAACUGAGGAGAUCCAAAGGCUAGAAGACAAUGAUUCUGCAACUUCAGACCCCGAUGCUGAAAUUGCUGCCAGGACCAAUGGAAAAGGGAACCCGGGUGAGCAGUCACCCAGCCCAGUCGAGUUCAUCAACAGUGCGGGAGCAGGGGACUCUAGUCGCUCCACUCUUCAGAGCGUCAUCAGUGGUGUCGGGGAACUGGAUCUAGACAAAGGGCUAGUGAAGAAAGCAGAGCCUAACACCAAAGACAAACCUUAUUCUGACUGCCCCUUCCUGCUGCUAGAUGUUCGUGAUAGAGAUUCUUACCAGCAGUGCCACAUCAUCGGAGCUUACAGUUACCCAAUUGCAACUCUGUCUAGAACGAUGAACCCCUAUUCAAAUGAUAUUCUUGAAUAUAAAAAUGCUCACGGCAAGAUCAUCAUUCUGUAUGACGACGACGAAAGACUGGCCAGCCAGGCGGCCACCACCAUGUGUGAGCGGGGGUUUGAAAACCUCUUCAUGCUUUCUGGAGGUCUAAAAGUCUUAGCUCAGAAAUUCCCAGAAGGACUGAUUACUGGUUCCCUGCCAGCAUCUUGCCAGCAGGCCCCACCUCCUGGUUCUGCCCGGAAACGAUCCAGCCCCAAAGUGCCACCCCCACCGGCUGAGAACAAAUGGAGAUUUACCCCAGAAGACUUAAAAAAGAUAGGAUAUUAUCUGGAAGAGGAUCAGGGUCCCACAGACAAUCCUAGCCGGCUGAACCAAACUAACUCCUCUGGAAGAGACUCCAAGGUGCCUAGUGCCCGCAGUAGUCAGAACCUGCCCACUGGGAUCCCUGCUGGCCACUCGAACCCCCGAGCACUUGGCAGUGGCCACCUGCAAGGCAAACCCUGGAAGUAAAGACUUUAUCUCACUUAGUCAAAUAAAUGUUUCCCCUCCUUUCAGAAUCCCUGUGCAGUUCCCAAGUUGGUCAUUUUCAGAACCGCUGUAGAGAAAAGCCCAUGCCAUGUCGGGUAGGCCAUCUUCCCUCUCCCUGUCUCUCCCUCCUCUCCUUGCAGCCAGCUGGGGAAGGAUUUUGACAGAUAACCACAAAAACCAGAGGCAUGACAGGCUCUAGUGUCCUCCCUAUUGUUUACAGAAUAUUUAAGUCUUUUGAAACUGAAUAGGAAAAAAAGGACCUCUCUC